Cryptotermes secundus is the source of this 4301-nucleotide messenger RNA. It is a transcript of the gene mRRF2, whose product is annotated as ribosome-releasing factor 2, mitochondrial. Gene Ontology annotation, molecular function: GTP binding; GTPase activity. The coding region runs from base 219 to 2468 and encodes 749 amino acids. The record is from RefSeq and is a predicted model, not a curated record. Gene Ontology annotation, cellular component: mitochondrion. Gene Ontology annotation, biological process: ribosome disassembly; mitochondrial translation. The transcript has a single exon. NCBI's taxonomy places the organism in Eukaryota, Metazoa, Arthropoda, Insecta, Blattodea, Kalotermitidae.
CCUGGUCCACCUGGUUCUGAGGUUCCUGUGCGGUCCUGUGUGUGUUUUUAAUGUUUUAGGUUAUGUUUGGGCGUUUGUUGUUUAGUUUACAUAUUCCUUCGAACAACUGUUGAAGCUUAAAAGACAGGACAUACAAUUUUCUUGACACGUAUUCUAUAUAAUACAUUAUGGAAGCUGUGCUGUUUUAUCAAAUGUUAAUUUUAGAGUACUGAAUUACAAUGUUUAAGGGUUAUGUCUUGCGGUGUGGGACGUUAUCUAGAUGGAUGUUUCGUGGUUGUAGACAUUAUUCCCAGAAAUGUGCAAUACAGGGCAAUGAAGAAGUCAGUAAGCAUGUUUCAUUUAUUAGGAAUUUUGGAUUGUUGGCACAUAUAGAUGCUGGUAAGACAACAACCACAGAGCGGAUGUUGUAUUAUGCCGGAUCUAUUAGUUCUAUGGGAGAAGUUCAUCACGGGAACACGGUUACAGAUUACAUGGAAGAGGAACGACUUCGAGGGAUUACAAUUUCAUCAGUUGCAGUCACAUUUAUGUGGAAUAAGCACAGAUUUAAUUUAAUAGAUACACCAGGUCAUAUAGACUUCACCAUGGAAGUGGAACAGACUCUUGGGGUCUUGGAUGGGGUUGUUAUACUUUUAGAUGGUUCAGCAGGGGUAGAAGCACAAACAUUGACGGUGUGGAGACAGGCAGAUAGAUAUGCUAUUCCCAGUGUUAUAUAUGUGAACAAGAUGGAUCGGAGAGAUGCAGACUUCUCUAUGUGUGUUGACUCUCUUCAUAUUAAGCUGGGUACUCUACCAUUGCCAGUUCAAUUACCUGUUUAUGAGUCUGGAAGUGGUAGUAAUUUUAAAGGUGUCAUUGAUCUAAUCACAUUGGAUAAAUUGAUUUGGGACAUCAGCAAACAAGGUCUAACGUACAAACGAAUCAGAUUAGAUCCUGGAGAAGAAUUGUGGAAAGAAGCCUCAUGUGCCCGGGCAAAACUGGUUGAACAGUUAGCUGAUUUGGAUGAUAAUUUAGCAGAACUUGUCAUACAGCAGGAAAGUUUGGAAUUUGUGCCAUCCAAUGCACUCAUGGAAUCUCUGAGAAGAGUAACUCUAGCAAAACAAGGUGUUCCAGUUCUCUGUGGUAGUUCAUAUAAAAAUGUGGGUGUUCAGUCACUGAUGGAUGCAGUGAUACAUUUCUUGCCAUCCCCAAGUGAUUGUAGUAAACAUCUGCUUAACUGUUUUGGAUCCAACCUUGUUGCUAGAGCAUUCAAAGUCAUUCAUGAUGAUCAGAAAGGACCUGUAACAUUCUUUCGAAUAUUCUCAGGCAAAUUUAAUAAAGGGCAAAAGAUAUAUAAUAUCACUCAAGGAAAGACUGAACAAACUGGCAAGCUGAUGGUUGCAUUUGCUGAUGAAAGUGAGGAAGUUUCUGAGGUUGACCAUGGAAAUAUUGCUGCCAUUACAGGUCUUAAACAUACCACAGUUGGUGACUUGGUUACAUCCAAUGCAAGUACAGCAUCUGCAGCCCAAAAGAAGCUGUUGAAGCUCAGGGGCGUUGGUGAGAAGACUGACACAAAUGACUUGUUUGGGAUAAGCACUAGAAUUCCUGAUCCAGUAUUUUUUUGUUCAAUUGAACCUCCAUCCAAGUCCUACCAACUUGCAUUGGAACAUGCACUUCAGGAAUUGCAGAGGGAGGACCCCAGCCUUCAUGUGAGUCAGAAUGAAGAGACAGGACAAACUGUUCUGGGGGGCAUGGGGGAAUUGCACCUGGAAAUCAUUAAGAACCGUAUUCUAUCAGAAUAUAAAAUAGAUGUGGAACUUGGGGAUCUACAGAUUGCAUACAAAGAAACAAUAAACAAUGUGGUGAAGGACACACACACAGUAAAUCACAAGAUUGGCUCCAGUACUCACAGUGUUACUGUCACUCUCUCUCUCCUACCCAAUGACAGUGAAGAGCGAGAACUUCUUCUGCUGGAUGAAAGCCCAGAUAGUGCAGCCAACAUUGCAGCCAUUUCAUUUAAGCACUUACAUGCUGUGAAACUUGGUGUGGAAUCUGCCAUGGCACAUGGACCGAAAUUAUGUUGUCCUAUAGUAAAUGUCCAGGUAAUGUUACACUGGCUGGAAGUGGGCAAGGGAACUUCUGAUACAAUCAUCUCAGCAUCUGUUGCACAGUGUAUCCGCAAGCUUUUGGAGGUAGAUGGGACCCACCUCCUGGAACCAGUAAUGAACCUGCAAGUGGUUACUAAUGAACAGAAUUCAUCUGCAGUGCUGGCUGAUCUCUCCCGUCGCAGAGCAGUAAUACAAGAAAUGUCCAGUAGAGGACACUCCAAAGUUUUUGACAUACUUGCACCUCUAUCUGAACUCUUGGGUUACUCUACUGAUCUUCGAACUAUAACAUCAGGCACAGCGUCCUUUACAUUGGAGUUCCAUUGUUAUCAGCCUAUGUCCUUGCAAGACGAAGCGAAGGCAAUUAAAAGUGUGACAGGUUUUGUGUGAUAUGAAAUGUAUUAGAGUCACUGUAAUUUGAAUGGUACCUACUCAUGUUUUUUUCCUUUUUUUAGAGUGUUAUGAUACCCAAGUGAAAGACGCCACUGUUGCCCAUAAUAAUCAGGUUUAUUAAUCUAGAAGGAAUUGUUAACAUUAUCAUGGCAGUAUGAAAGUACAAGAUCUGAUAAUCAGAAUGCAAGGGGUUCAAUUUCCUAUUAUUUUAAUUAUUUUUUUAUUAGGCUGUCUAAUGACACUUGCUAGGAAGUGGUAUUUUCAUGUUUCCAAUAGAACAACCAUAACAUUAUGGUGAGGCAUCAACUUUGGACAGUGGAACAAGAGAGAUUUCCAGUUUGAAUAGUUAUUCAGUUGUGAAGAUAAAAAGUUACCAUUACAUGUGUUAUUUGAAAGUGGUUAUUUAUAAGCCUUACUAAUCACCAGAAUCCACUGCUACUGAUAACCUUUUGGUCAAAUAAAAAUAGGGUACUUGGCUCAUCUGUGAGAAAUUUCUUUUCCUCCCAGCCUAUCAUGUAAAUAUGUUUUUGGUGCUUUAUUUCAGUGUAUACAGAAAAGAAUCCAGUGGUAAUUAAUUAACUUUUGAAAUGCACCUUAUAGUCUGUUGAAAGUCAACGGAUGUUUAGGAGGAACAUGUGGCCUCCAUCUACCUGCUUCUUGGUGGUUUCUUCAUCUUUUUUCAUUCAUUUAUUUUCUGUGUAUCCAUGUAUAGGUACAACCCAGGAUAUGGAAAUAGUCCAUUUAACAGUGUUCAUACAAAAUUACAUAAGUCUCAUAAAUACAAUCACCUACAUCAAUUAAUGAAUUUACAGGAUUCAAAGAGAACAUUGAUGUAACAAAUCUCUUCAGUACAAAUAUAAAAACUUGAUUGAAGAAAUUAAAUAAAUUGCCUGAAUAUUAAUGAGCCAACCAUACCCCCAUUUCCAGCACCAUUACAACUAUAACAAGUAACAGAGUGCAUCUUGGACCAGACACACGUCAAAAGAAUAAAAUAAUUAUAAUAAUCUAAAAUAUUCAGUAUAUAUAUAUAUAUACAAUUAAGAAAUCCCAUUAAUGAGUUUUAUUGUCCCUGUAGUUAAAAAAUUCAUCUAUAUCAUAAAAUGAGUGUGAAUGUAAAAACUGUUAAUGAUUCUUUCUUAAACUGAUUUUUGUUUCUGGACCUGGGAGACUGUUAUAAUUUUAAGUCCAAUAUACUAUGGACCCUUCUGAAAAACUGUUAACUUUGAUAAAGGGAGAUGCAAGUUCAAACUAUUCCUAGUUACUGUUUUAUACAGCUUGGUAUUUUCAACAAACAUUUCCAUAUUACCAACUACAAACAUCAUCAAGGAGUAUGUAUAUUGAGAGCAAAGGUAGAAUUUUCAGUUGACUAAAAAUUCUUCUACAUGAUUCUCUUUUUCCAGCUCCCACAAUUAAUUGAACAGCUCUCUUCUGCGCUCUAAAAACACGCUUACUGUGAGUUGAAUUUCUCCAGAAAAUCAAGCCAUAAGACAUUACUGAAUGAAAAAAGGCAAAUUACACCAUUUUUAGGACAUUAUUAUAUAAGUAUUGUUUGGAUUUCCUAAUUAUAUAACAGGUUUUAUUUAGUUUGCCUGUAAUUGAUAUGACCCUGUAUGGAGAGGUUCAAUCUCAAGAAAUUAAAUGAGGUAGAGGGUAAAGAGCAGUAUUGUGUUGAAAUCUCAAAUAAGUUCACAGCUUUGGAAAACUUGGAAACUGAGGUGGAUGUUAAUAAAGCUUGGAAAACUAUUGGAGAGAAUAUAAAAGUGUCUGCCAAAGAGAGUCUAGGUUGUUAUGAACCAAAGAAGCAUAAGCCAUAGUUCGAUGAAGGAUGCU